AUCUACAGAACGACCUUACAUUCCGCACGUGACUGAGAGGCAGCUCCACAGCCUUUCCCCAACACACUGCUGCGUCUCCUCAUUGGCUGAGAGUGAAAGCAGUGGACGUGGUCAGCCAGGAGAGGGCGGAGCCGAUGAUGACAUAGGAGCGAGUGUGAGGAGUCCGAGAAGCUCAGCGGCCAAUUAGACGACAGCUGCAGAGAGCAGGGAGUCCGCAGCGCGAGCCGGAAAUGAACAGCACACACCACCAUGGGCUGAUCCACCUCAGGAACUGCAGCUCCGGGGUGGGGAAGACCCCCGCGGGGGGGAAGGACUCUUCCUCAGGUUGCUACGAGCAGCUGCUGGUCUCCACCGAGGUCUUCCUCACCCUGGGCAUCGUCAGCCUGCUGGAGAACAUCCUGGUCAUCGCCGCCAUCGUCAAGAACAAGAACCUGCACUCGCCCAUGUACUUCUUCAUCUGCAGCCUGGCGGCCGCCGACAUGCUAGUGAGCGUCUCCAACGCCACGGAAACCGUCGUCAUGGCGCUGAUCACCGGCGGCCACCUGGCCAUCCGCGGCGGCCUGAUCAAGAGCAUGGACAACGUCUUCGACUCCAUGAUCUGCAGCUCGCUGCUGGCCUCUAUCUGCAGCCUGCUGGCCAUCGCCGUGGACCGCUACGUCACCAUCUUCUACGCCCUGCGCUACCACAACAUCAUGACGGUGCGGCGGGCGGCGGGCGUGAUAGGCUGCAUCUGGGCGUCGUGCACGGUGUCGGGCGUGCUCUUCAUCGUGCACUCGGAGAGCACCACCGUGCUCAUCUGCCUCAUCACCACCUUCUUCGCCAUGCUGGUGCUCAUGGCCUCUCUGUACGUGCACAUGUUCCUGCUGGCCCGCCUGCACAUGAAGCGCAUCGCCGCCCUGCCCGGCGGCGCCCCCGUCUGGCAGGCCGCCAACAUGAAGGGCGCCGUCACCCUCACCAUCCUGCUGGGCGUCUUCGUGGUCUGCUGGGCGCCCUUCUUCCUCCACCUCAUCCUCAUGAUCUCCUGCCCCCGCAACCCCUACUGCGUCUGCUUCAUGUCGCACUUCAACAUGUACCUCAUCCUCAUCAUGUGCAACUCGGUCAUCGACCCGCUCAUCUAUGCCUUCCGCAGCCAGGAGAUGCGCAAGACCUUCAAGGAGAUCUUCUGCUGCUGUCUGGGCCUGCCCAGCCCCUGUGUCUGCUCCUGCGAGCUGCCCAGCAAGUACUGA
Megalops cyprinoides (Indo-Pacific tarpon) is the source of this 1226-nucleotide messenger RNA. Its product is annotated as melanocortin receptor 4-like. NCBI's taxonomy places the organism in Eukaryota, Metazoa, Chordata, Actinopteri, Elopiformes, Megalopidae. Gene Ontology annotation, biological process: G protein-coupled receptor signaling pathway. Gene Ontology annotation, cellular component: membrane. Bases 231 to 1226 code for a protein of 331 amino acids. The transcript has 3 exons. Gene Ontology annotation, molecular function: melanocyte-stimulating hormone receptor activity. The record is from RefSeq and is a predicted model, not a curated record.